AUCCCCCCCCUGAAAUAGUAGUAAUUACUCUUCUCAAGCAAAAGUAUGCUUUGUCUUUUCUUUCGUCUGAUACAAACUUUGAGUCAUGUCGACGAAUCCUAAAAUUCAAUCUCGUCGGCCUUUACCACAGAAAUUUCCAGAAUGGAAUCAUUUCUUUAAAGAUCAUUCAAAAGAAGACAGUAGCAGUGCAUUCUUGUUUUUGGUUAUUAUAUUUAUUAUAUCGUUACUGUUGAUGGUCUUCUUGUACAUGAGUUUUCCUAAAUUAAAAGAAGAGGAUGCUGAAAGUAUAAAGCUGCCAAGAAAUAUGGCAGAUGCAAAAGCCUUGGCUACAGUCCUUUCAAAUUAUAAAGAUGAUUACUUUUACACAGUUGUGUUAGCAUUUUUUUACAUUUAUGUUUUUUUACAGUCAUUUGCAAUACCUGGGUCAAUAUUUUUGAGCAUUUUGUCAGGAUUUCUGUUUCCAUUUCCUUUGGCUUUGUUCUUAGUUUGUUUGUGUUCAAGUCUCGGAGCUUCAUUUUGUUAUCUUCUGUCAAAUUUAGUUGGAACGCGUCUCAUAAAGUAUUAUUUUCCUCAAAGAAUCACAGAGUGGCAAAAAAAUGUUCAGAAGCAUAAAGAUGAUUUGUUAAGCUAUAUUAUAUUUCUUCGAAUAACACCGUUUCUUCCCAAUUGGUUUAUAAAUAUUGCAUCUCCAGUUAUUGAUGUUCCAUUACUACCUUUCUUCCUUGGCACUUUUGUCGGUGUUGCUCCGCCAUCAUUCGGAUACAUCACAGCAGGCGUUGAGGUUCACAAGUUGGCAACGACCGGAGAUGUUAUGACAUUUCAAUCUCUUGCAAUUGUUGUUAUUUCAGCCUUACUUUCUCUCGUUCCUGUUAUAUUUCGUAAACAGUUAAAAAAGAAAAUAGAAUGAUACAUAAGAUGUUUUUACCAAAGUUAAUUUACAGAAAUGCAUUCAUCUUUAAUUUUUUUGGGAGACAGAUGGUUGAAUCAAAAUCCUUGUAUAGAAAUUUUUCGUUGAAUAAAACGUGUUAUAUAUAUA
Molecule: messenger RNA, 1036 nt
Organism: Xenia sp. Carnegie-2017
Lineage: Eukaryota; Metazoa; Cnidaria; Anthozoa; Malacalcyonacea; Xeniidae
Product: transmembrane protein 41B-like
Exons: 7
Coding region: 86-907 (273 amino acids)
Cellular component (GO): endoplasmic reticulum membrane
Source: RefSeq, a predicted model, not a curated record